This is a messenger RNA of Neomonachus schauinslandi (Hawaiian monk seal), 1341 nucleotides long. It is a transcript of the gene STAC2, whose product is annotated as SH3 and cysteine rich domain 2. The transcript is spliced from 11 exons. The coding region runs from base 6 to 1232 and encodes 408 amino acids. Gene Ontology annotation, biological process: positive regulation of protein localization to plasma membrane; skeletal muscle contraction; positive regulation of voltage-gated calcium channel activity. Gene Ontology annotation, molecular function: protein binding. The record is from RefSeq and is a predicted model, not a curated record. Gene Ontology annotation, cellular component: extrinsic component of cytoplasmic side of plasma membrane. NCBI's taxonomy places the organism in Eukaryota, Metazoa, Chordata, Mammalia, Carnivora, Phocidae.
CAACCAUGACCGAAAUGAGCGAGAAGGAGAACGAACCGGAUGACGCGGCCACCCACACCCCCCCGGGGACCGUCUCUGCCCUCCAGGAAACCAAGCUACAGCGGUUCAAGCGCUCGCUUUCCCUCAAGACCAUCCUCCGAAGUAAGAGUGUGGAGAACUUCUUCCUUCGCUCGGGCUCUGAGCUCAAGUGCCCCACUGAGGUGCUGCUGACCCCCCCAACCCCGCUGCCCCCUCCCUCCCCACCACCGGCAUCUACAGACGGGGGCCUGCCGACCCCGGCCCCCUCCCCCUGCCCCAUCCCACGGCCCCUGGCACCACUCAAACCAGUAAGACUGCACAGCUUCCAGGAACACGUCUUCAAGAGAGCCAGCCCCUGUGAGCUCUGCCACCAGCUCAUCGUGGGAAACUCCAAGCAGGGUUUGCGGUGUAAGGCGUGCAAAGUGAGUGUCCACCUCUGGUGCUCGGAGGAGGUCUCCCGGCAGCCGUGCCCCGGCAAGGCGUCUUCCUCCUUCCGUCGCAACUUCAGCUCCCCGCUCCUGGUGCAUGAGCCACCCCCAGCCUGUGUCACAAGCAGAGAGUCCCCACCCACUGGGGCCAGCGGGAAGGUAGACCCCGUCUACGAGACCCUGCGCUAUGGCACCUCCUUGGCUCUGAUGAACCGCUCCAGCUUCAGCAGUACCUCUGAGUCCCCCACGCGAAGCCUGAGUGAGCGGGACGAGCUGACUGAGGAUGGGGAAGGCAGCAUCCGCAGCUCAGAGGAGGGCCCUGGAGACAGUGUAUUCACAGCCCCGGCCGAGAGUGAAGGGUCAGGACCGGAGGAGAAGAGCCCUGGACAGCAGCCCCCCAAGCCCCCUCUGCGAAAGGACGUGGGGCCCAUGUACUCCUACGUCGCGCUCUACAAGUUUCUGCCCCAAGAGAAUAAUGACCUGGCUCUGCAGCCUGGGGACCGGAUCAUGCUGGUGGAUGACUCUAACGAGGACUGGUGGAAGGGCAAGAUUGGCGACCGGGUUGGCUUCUUCCCAGCCAAUUUUGUGCAGCGAGUCAGGCCAGGUGAGAACGUUUGGCGCUGCUGCCAACCCUUCUCUGGGAACAAGGAACAGGGGUACAUGAGCCUCAAGGAGAACCAGAUCUGUGUGGGCGCGGGCAGGAGCAAGGAUGCUGACGGCUUCAUCCGCGUCAGCAGCGGCAAGAAGCGGGGCUUGGUGCCAGCCGACGCCCUGACCGAGAUCUGAGAGGAGCCAAGAGAAGCCAGAUGCCACCCCUGCCCAUGCCUGGCGCUUGCUUCUGGCCCCGGAGGGGAACAGGCAUCUGCCCACACUCUUCUGCCCCCUGCCUCUCUCC